This is a messenger RNA of Ceraceosorus guamensis, 1029 nucleotides long. RefSeq lists its product as hypothetical. Bases 1 to 1029 code for a protein of 342 amino acids. Gene Ontology annotation, biological process: lipid metabolic process. The record is from RefSeq and is a predicted model, not a curated record. The transcript is spliced from 4 exons. NCBI's taxonomy places the organism in Eukaryota, Fungi, Basidiomycota, Exobasidiomycetes, Ceraceosorales, Ceraceosoraceae. Gene Ontology annotation, molecular function: phosphoric diester hydrolase activity.
AUGGUAAACAGAGCAACCUCCACGCUGAUUGGCUUGAUUGCUGCCGCUUCAGCAGUGACGGCGCUCAAGUUGAAUCCAACCAAGCCAAUCGAGUCGGACACCACUUCGUUCUUUGGAGGCAGAGAUGCCUCCAUCCUCCAGCACCCAGCUGACUGGAGUCGCGAUAUUCAACCCAUUGGCGUCCAUUCGCAUAACGAUUAUUGGAGAGAUACGCCUGUGUUGGAUGCGCUAGCGCACGGCGUGAGAUCGAUCGAGUCGGACGUCUGGCUGAUGAAUGGAGAGCUUUACGUAGGGCACGAUCCCUACUCGCUCUCACCCGAAAGGACUUUCGAGAGCCUCACCUUGGCGCCGCUCAGAAAAGCAAUCGACCAGGCCAACGAUGCCAACGCUUUGCUUUCCAGCAAGUCUGAAGCUGCGUUCUUCAAGCCUCUGCAGGAUCAACUGCGAACCAACACUACACUGCCUUGGAAUGGCUUCUAUACUGCUGGUGUCGGAAAUGCUGCUCCUAUACAGCUACUUGUGGACCUUAAGACGGAAGGUCGGAGGACCCUCGAAGCCACCAUCGAAGCGCUGCGUCCGCUGGAGCAGAAAGGCUACCUGACGACGUACAAGGAUGGCAAGAUCACAAAGGGGCCCAUCGUUGUCAUUGGCACAGGAAACACCCCGACAGAUGCGCUCGCUGCGCUGCAAAGUCGAAACAUUUUUGUCGACUGUCCGCUCGGCAAGCUGAGCGAAGAUUUUCAAAUUGAGGGUCAAGCGUAUGCCUACAACAGCACGCUAUGCGGAAUUGCCAGUACAAGCCUUGGCUCGCUCGCUCCCGGCUACAAGGGUCUAAUGGAUCCCAGCGCGGAUGUCGUCUCAAACCUGACAAAGGCGAUCGACGAUGCUCACUCGAGAGGCAUCGCGACGAGGGUCUGGGAUACGCCGGUGUGGCCUAGCUUCGUGAGGGACAGAGUCAAUGGGCUCUUGCUGAGUCUAGGCUCAGAUUGGAUCAAUGCCGAUGACUUGGAUGCCAUCCAAAAGUGGUGA